This is a messenger RNA of Corythoichthys intestinalis (scribbled pipefish), 7174 nucleotides long. Its product is annotated as KIAA0513 ortholog. The transcript has 13 exons. The record is from RefSeq and is a predicted model, not a curated record. NCBI's taxonomy places the organism in Eukaryota, Metazoa, Chordata, Actinopteri, Syngnathiformes, Syngnathidae. The coding region runs from base 292 to 1563 and encodes 423 amino acids.
UCUUGCGCAUGCUCAUCUGUCCACAAGACCACCACCAGCAGCAUUAACAGCAAGUCAACAGCAGCACAGCGAAAACAUUGGACAGCAGUGAGGAGCAGCCCCCUUUUCUGUCAGCAAAGCUCCCCUCUUAUGCAGAAUGUCUGUCUUGCCCAUUUCGCCACAUCUUUCAAAUCAAUACAAUCAAGAAAAAUGAAACCUAAUGCAGCUCUCAACCAACAUUUUGGUCCUGCAAAACGCUGAAUAGCUGAAUACAAAACCCAAGAGGAAAGGAGCAUCAUUGAGUCUAUUACAAUGGACAACCUCAUAAACUUUAAUAUGUCAUCUGAGGCCACAACUCUAAACGUAGCAAAUGACAACCUUCAGGGCCAUUCAGACUUUUUGUCCCCAGAGCAUCCUUCUUCCAGAUUUCCUCAACAACCUUUAUUGCCCGAGCCCAUGGCGCCAACCAAGUCCAGCUCACAUCAUCAUGAUGAAGAUGAAGAGGAAAGCGAUGCAACAGAGUCAGCAGACAGUGAGAACGACAUGGACCCACCUUCAACUAUGUGGGAACUGCGGCGGUCUUCAUCCUCAUCUGUUCACAGUAGUGAGGACACUGAUGCUGAAACCUUGGAGAGAAGAGAGUUCAUGAAAACAUAUGUCGAGAAAGUGUUUCACGGAAGGCAGGACCUAGACCAAGAAGAGAAGGCUCAUUUUGGAGAAUUAUGCAUUGGCGAAAAUGGCAAAGGAAGGGAAUGGUUUGCCAAGUAUGUAAAUGCUCAGCGCUGCCACUCCAAAUGUGUGAGUGAAGCUACGUUCUACCGACUAGUGCAGUCAUUUGCGGUUGUGCUGUUUGAAUGCUACCAAAUGGAUGACUACAGCCCAGCCAAAAACCUCAUGACAAUGUGCUUUACGUACUACUACAUUGGAAAGUCCCAGCCUUCUCCUGCAGAGCUUCUUGAACGAGGUGGUGGUCUUCCUGCUGGUCCGGACUCAUAUUUUAUCAAGGCCAACUCUUGGCUCUCAGAUAAGAAAGAUGCCGCCGAGCGACUCCUUAAAAACUCAUCGAAGACUGAUGUCAAAGGCUUUUUUGGAGGCCUAGAAAGCAAAUUGAGAAACUCAGUCACUCUAAAAACCGAGGGUGCCGAAAAUCCAGUUGAGACAAAACCCAGAUCACCAGUAUCAGCGGUUCCAGAGGAAAAAGUGGGAGAAAAGGUGUACUUGUACACCCACUUGAAGCAGCAACCCAUCUGGCACACGUUGCGAUUUUGGAACGCUGCGUUCUUUGAUGCAGUUCAUUGUGAGAGAAAAAAGAGGUCGCCAACAACAAGGGGAACUCAAGAUGGAGAGAGAGAUAAGAGUGAGAAAUGGUGCCACAUGACCCAGGAGGAAAGGGACGACACUUCCAAAAUGGAUGAGAACAUUGCCUUUGGGCAGCUGGGGACAUUUACUCACAACAUGCUGGCAUUUGGACUCAGCAAAAAACUGUGCAAUGAUUUUCUGAAAAAGCAGGCUGUAAUUGGAAAUCUGAAUAAAGAACAGUACAAGCUGUUAAGUGACCAUAUCGAGAAAAUGGCAGCAGAGUGAUGACACGCUGAAUUUCAAAGUCUUCAGUCUUCAAAUGAGCCAUGCCUAACCAAUGUCACCUGAAACGUAAUACAGAUUACUGUAUUGAACUGUAUCAUGGUUGUAGAAAAGCCUGUCCGUCCAAUUUGAUUGUGCUCUUCUAAAUACACCCUGUAUUUGCAAUAAUACAACAUAAUCAGCUGUUCCUGCCGCUUGAAUGUGUAGAAAUGUGUAAAGUGUAGCAACUGUUUGUUUGAAAAGCCUAUCUUUCUGUGUUGCAACAAUACAGCUAAGCAUAGGUUUUGUAUACAGUGCAAUAAUCUCAAAUAACCCGUCUGCUACUACCAUUGACUGAUUUAUCUUUUCACCCUCAUGUUCCCUUACAGUGUACUGCGCAAUGUCAAAGAUUUCUUAGACAAAAAUAAGUAGCAUCUAAACAGAGGAAAUUUCGGUCACAAAACAAUUUAUCCGAUAAAAAAAUGCAAUUUUUAAGAUUCAAUUGUGUUAGGGAUAAAUUUCAAUGUAUUAAGUAAUUAUCUGUUACCAAGAGACUGCUAACCUAUUGUAUAGCAUAAAGGAUGCUCCGUUCUUUCAUCUAGUUAAACAUAUUGUGAGGGAGUGUAUGGAUUUUACAUAAUUUAGAUCUGACUGUUACAGCAAAUAAGUUUUGUUAUCAGUUACUAGAACAGUAAAACUGCCCAAUUAAUGUAGCUUAUUGUUAUGUUUAAGGUGUUUAGGGUGCUUUCACAGUAGCACUGUUUGAGUUCCUUUUCUCAGAUAGUCCACCUCGUUUUGUAAAUGUGAACGUGCAUCAGAAUUGUAGUUUGGACCAAACAAACAAACUCUGGUCCGCUCAAAAAUCAUGGGUCUCGGGCCCCUUCAAGCGCACCCUACUUCGCUUGUGAAUGCAACCGGAGCAGGGUGGGCUUUUGCUACUUUGCGUGCAGCAUCGCAGCCUGGAGCUAUGAUGCUCCAGGCUGUGACACGACACGCAGUGCAACCUUGGAAGCGGAAGUACAGUACGCAUGCUAUCCAAAAUCAACAAUGGCAAGAGUACAGAAGAUUAAACAUGGCCAAAUGUUGUUGUGCUGCACUAAGCAGUUGCAUUUGAUACAUAUUAUUCUGGAGGUUGUGUUUGGCAUACUGUUCCUGACAGUGACAAUGGAGAGACAGGCUGAACCUCUCGGGGCAUCCAUUUCAUGAGUCUCGCUCUCCUGGAAGUGGCAACAAUUUGACAGUUGAAAAAGUCAAAAUUGAGAGCGAUUCUGCGACUUUGGGUACCACAGGAUUCCCUUCUGUGGUUUAAUUACAUUUGAUACACAGAAUGUUCUAAUGUUGUGGUUGUGUUUUGCAUGCUGUUCCUGUGUGAGAGUGACAGUGGCCGAGACUGGUGGAGCCUCUCGGAGCAGCCGUUUCGUGAAUCUAGCUCUCCUGGAAGUGGCAACAAUUUGACAGUCCAAAAAGGCAUGCAAAUGAGAGCGAUUGCACGCCUGUGUGACUUGGGGUACCACCCGGUUCCCUUUCAUUGUUUAAUUUUUCCCCUUGCAGUUUUUUAUUUACUCCAGUUCGCUCUGCAUCGAGUCGGGAGGGAGCAACUUAAUUUAUCCUACAUUAUGCAGCGCUCCACGCUCCCUUCCAUCCCAGGAGGAAAGUAUUUCCUCUUCUAUUUGUCCAAUCAAUGAGUGCGCCUUUCGUCCACGUGAUGCUACCCGGAAAGCAGUGUGAAUGCUAAACCUUUUCAACAGGUCAUUUGCAAGUGCUGUUGCGAGGUAGCUCUCCAGCCGGACCCUUGUCCUCUUGGUCUAAUGUGAAAGCGCCUUUACACUCGGUCAUCAUCCAGAACUUUUACCAAAUAGUUCAUACUAUGACCAAAUGACUAUAGUAUGAGAGAGGCUACUGGUCUCAGACUGCCUUGAAUUUUCUACAUUCAAUAUUCAAACUCUCAUUCAUGACUGAAUUCUCUUAUGAUUAUAUUAUUUAAAAACUUAAAUCUAUCACCAAAAUAUCUUCUUGGAAAGUUUCCUUGAAUUCAAUCUGCUCUCUAAUUGAGUGUUUUUUGUUGUUUAAUUUAUGCCUUUAUAUGGACAGACAAAGUGUUGAUUUAGGAAGAUCGAUGGAUUAACAUUGUGUCGUCCUCUAGUAGUGUAAGACUACUGUAGCGUUAGUUUACAGUGGAGGCACAGUAUGUGCUUUGGAAUACUCCUUACGAUGCAUUUAAAUGGGCGAAUUGAUAUGUCAAACUUAAUCAGGACUCAGUCCUUGGGCAGAUGGUGGACAUUAUGAAGUUCUACACUCAAUCUAGAUAUGUACAUCGAUGAACAAUAAAUGUACUGGCCGUCAUCCCUGAAGUGCAUUAAUGUGUAUAAACCUGAAGUUGAACAUGAAACAACCCACUUCUAUUGUACGUGCCGAUUUUCAAAUUUUUGUGUACUAAUGAGUACAUUUUCAUUGCACAUGCCAUACAGAAUACCCUUGAGUUUUUUUGCCCGAUUGCACUCUUUUAUAAGUCUAUGUAUAUUUUCAAUUAAGUCCAUUAGUUUGCCACUUUAAAACUGGAAUAGUGAUUGGGAUACCGGUUAUUUUACAGUAUGUGUGUGUGGUCUUUCUGGUGUGAUAUUGACCUCACUAUGUGGCAGCUUUAAUGUGCGUUGUUUUGUUUUGUUUUUGAGCACCUGUUUUGCCGUGUGUCACAGUAUGUAUUAUUAUGUUAUUUGAAGCAUUUAUCUAAAUACUGCAGUCUUUAUUUGUGCCGUACAUGAUGAUUUACAUUUGACACUUACGGCGGAGUAUUAGGGCCAAAGAUGGAAAGAAAGACUAAAAUAGGACUGCGAGAUUAACGUAGUGGCAUUAGUACAAGAAUGAAGUUGUAUAAAUACAUGGCUUAAUAUAUAUGGAUAUAGUAUUGCUAAUGUAGCUAAUUUAGCUGCUAUGUGCUUUAUGUAGCAAUUUACAGCCCCCAUUAAAAUCAAAAAUAUUGAGAGGAUCUCUUGUACAAUCAGUUUAAAAAAAUAAGGAGUACUUAGUCUUUUGGCUUAUCUACAUCUAGUAGCUCCUGGCUAAAAUAUAGAUAUGGAUAAUAGAAAACCUAUGUAAUUUAUGUACACUGCUGGCCAAAAGUACUGGCACCUCUGCAAUUCUGUCAGAUAAUACUCAAUUUCUCCUCUCCAACUUCUAUCUUCAUUUGUUUUGCUUGCAAUGAAAAAAUACAAAAGAGAAUGGGAAAAAAACAUAUCAUUUUCAUUUUACAUAAAACUCCAAAAAUGGGCCAGACAAAAGUAUUGGCACCCUUUGAAAAUGUGAUGCUUCUCUAAUUUGUGUAAGUAACACCAUCUGUUAUUUACCUGUGGCACAUGACAGGUGGUGGCAAAAUUGUGAGGAAGCAUGGGCAAUCUCAAGUCCAUCUCCAAAGACCUGAAUGUUCCUGUGUCUACCGUGCGCAGUGUCAUCAAUAAGUGAAAAGCCCAUGGCACUGUGGCUAACUUCCCUAGAUGUGGACAGAAAAAUUGAAGAGAGAUUUCAACGAAAGAUUGUGCGGAUGGUGGAUAAAUAACCUUGACUAACAUCCAAACACGUUCAAACUGUCUGCAGUCCAAGGGUACAACAGUGUCAACCCGUUCUAUCCGUCGGCGUCUGAAUGAAAAGGGACUCUAUGGUAGGAUACCCAGGAAGACCCCACUUAUGACCCAGAGACUUAAAAAAGCCAGGCUGGAGUUUGCCAAAACUUACCAGAGAAAGCCAAAAACGUUUUGGAAGAAUGUUCUCUGGUCAGAUGAGACAAAAGUAGAGCUUUUUGGGAAAAGGCAUCAACAUAGAGUUUACAGGGGGAAAACGAGGCCUUCGAAGAAAAAAACACGGUCCCCACAGUCAAAAAUGGCAGAGGUUCCCUGAUGUUUUGGGGUUCCUUUGCUGCCUCUGGCACCGGACUGCGUGACCGUGUGUGCAUGUCAUUAUGAAGUCUGAAGACUACAAACAAAUUUUGCAGUAUAAUGUUGGGCCCAGUGUGAGACACCUGGGUCUCCCUCAGAGGUCAUGGGUCUUCCAGAAUAACAAUUACCCAAAACACACUUCAAAAAGUACUAGAAAAUGAUUUGAGAGAAAGCACUGGAGACUUCUAAAGUGACCAGCAAUAAGUCUAGACCUGAAUCCCAUAGAACACCUGUGGACAGAUCUGAAAAUGGCGCCCUUCAAAUCUCAGAGAGCUGGAGCAGUUGGCCAAAGAAGAAGGGUCUAAAAUUCUAGCAGAGCAUUGUAAGAAACUCAUUGAUGGAUACUGGAAGCAGUUGUUCGCAGUUAUUUUGUCUAAAGGUAUUAGGCUGAGGGUGCCGAUACUUUUGUCCGGCCCUUUUUUGGAGUUUUGUGUAAAAUGAUAAUGAUAGAAAUGGUUUUUUCAUUCAUUCUCUUUUGUGUUUUUUCAUGCCAAUCAAAAUAAAAGAAGAUAUUACUGCCAAAGCAUUUGUAAUUGCAAUCAUUUUCUGGGAGAAAUUGAGCAUUAACUGACAGAAUUGCAGGGGUGCCAAUACUUUCGGCUAGCAACGUACUAUUGAAUGGGAAAGAUAUUGUGCAUCUCGUGAAUCUAUAUUUUAGAAUCUGUUUCAUAAAUAAGGAAAUCCUUUAUCUUUUGGUGCAUCAGCAUCAAUUAAUCUCCGACAUAGUAUUCGAGCCAAAGAUCAGGAAAAAAUCGGACUAUGAGAAUAAAGUAUUAUUAGGAUGAGGGAAAAAAUUGUACAUUAGUAUGUAAAGAAAUUCGUAGUUUUAAUAAGAAUUUAAAGUCAUUAUUUGUGUGGAUGCAGUGCAGCUAAUUUAGCUAAAUUAGCUGCUAUAUACGUAAAUUAGCUUACCUUAGCAGGACGUUAGGAAGUAGUAUUGGUAUAAAGCCUUCGAUUGAUUAUAAAUUGACGUAGUUGAGCCAAAAGAUUCCUUAUGUGUGAAGCCGAUUGUAAAACGCAGCCUCUCGAGAUGCUCUCAAUAUUGUUGAUCCCAACGGAGGCAGCGAAGCGCUACAGAAAGUACUUUUAUCCAUAAAUAUUACAUAAUGUAAUAUUGCAACUUUAUUCUCAUACUAAUAGUGCAACUUUAUUCUUGUACUAAUAGUAUGACUUAAUUCUCGUAGCCCUAUGUGUAUAUAUAUAUAUAUAUUUUUUUUUUUUUAACCCUAAUACUCUGUCGUAGAUACCUGCUUCAGAGGCCAAUUACUGUAGUUCCUCCUUUAAUACAUUUUUUUGUACUUGUAACAGUGCACCUACAGUAUAUAAAUUUUGUGUAUUGCAAAAAAAGUAAGCAAAGUUAGUUCAGGGCUGUUUAGAAUGUGGUGCCUCUGUUUAAAGCACUGUAUAAUGUUUGGAGAUCGGAAAUAUAUUAAGAUAUGAUAUUUAUCUCAUAACAAUUCAUGAGCAUGGCACUCAAGGCGAAGAAAACAAAGUUUAUAUUUCAACUGACUGACUGCAGCAGCUCCUUAGUUAUCAGAUUUUUUUUUCAUAUGUGCAUAUUGUUUUUAAAUGCAUGACAAAGUCCAUGUUGAAUCAAGAUGCUGUAAUAAAUGUAUUUUUGUGGUGAGGUUUUGUGUGUUGUUUUAAGUUAUUAAAAAUAUAUAAUAAAAACUUCUGUGCGACCAACAUAAAUAUGAAUGCAUGUC